Saccoglossus kowalevskii is the source of this 625-nucleotide messenger RNA. RefSeq lists its product as uncharacterized. NCBI's taxonomy places the organism in Eukaryota, Metazoa, Hemichordata, Enteropneusta, Harrimaniidae. The record is from RefSeq and is a predicted model, not a curated record.
ACACGUAUUUAGACGAGUUCGCUGGGUCUUUAGCACAAGACGUUGUGACUUCAUCUCCAAUCUAUGAACAGGGCAACAUGACGAGUCGUCCUAAGAAAGACGUUGUGACUUCAUCUCCAAUCUAUGAACAGGGCAACAUGACGAGUCGUCCUAAGAAACGCAGGGCUAUUAAUUUGGCUUCCGACGGCUCAUCGCGUUCGACCGUUAAUUCGCUAGCUACUACUACAUCUGAGUCAAUGCGUUCAUCAACUGGUGAAUGUUCUAAAAAGGUAGCACCUGACGUCAGUGCAAUGGGUGCUAAAUCCUCCACCAUUGCCCCACGAGGUGAGAAUAUCUUUACCCGAUUGAUUUGUUCGAGCAAAUCCCUUUACGUAACAAUUAACUCAUUCCGUGGGAAACGUUAUGUACAUAUUCGGGAAUAUUACAAUGGGUACCCUACGAAGCGUGGGGUAGCAUUAACAAUGGAACAGUACAACAAUUUCAUUGAAAUUUUACCCCAAAUCAACAGUGUUAUCAGGAAACAGAAAACUAAUGGAUAAACUGAUUUUAAAAAAAAAUGUAGCUGAAUUUAUCUGUUCACAAGUCAGACACAUCGUUCGCUCCAAUUGUCUAGGUUGUCAAAUAG